This is a messenger RNA of Cebus imitator (Panamanian white-faced capuchin), 1540 nucleotides long. It is a transcript of the gene NAGK, whose product is annotated as N-acetylglucosamine kinase. NCBI's taxonomy places the organism in Eukaryota, Metazoa, Chordata, Mammalia, Primates, Cebidae. The record is from RefSeq and is a predicted model, not a curated record. The coding region runs from base 526 to 1407 and encodes 293 amino acids. The transcript has 10 exons. Gene Ontology annotation, molecular function: N-acetylglucosamine kinase activity.
CAGCGGCGACGAUAGCUGAAGAAUGGCCGCGAUCUAUGGGGGUGUGGAGGGGUGAGUGCUGCCCGGCGGAGGGAGCCUGGGCCCGAGGGCGGGGCGGGAAGCCAUGGGCAAGCUGGCUGGCUGCUGGCCUCGCGCCUCGGCUUCUGGCCACUUUGGAUGGCGGGGCCUUGCGAAGAAUAGGUGUGUGCACGCGCAGGGGCGCCGUGGCGCGCGCGGCCGUAUGCCUUGCGGGGACUCUGCGUGUGCCACGGCCACACCCCGGGUGGGGGGAUCCUUUGUAUUUCAUGGUGGAACCACGCCCCUUUCUCCCAUGAAAGACGCACUCGGCUGUCCUCAGUUGGAGAAGCAGCUCCUUUUCCCUAUUCCUGACUUCGGACGGAGUUUUGCAGAACAGGUGUCAGGGGAGGCACACGGUCCAAGGUCCUUUUAGUCUCAGAGGAUGGGAAGAUCCUGGCAGAAGCAGAUGGACUGAGCACAAACCACUGGCUGAUCGGGACGGACAAGUGUGUGGAGAGGAUCAAUGAGAUGGUCAGCAGGGCCAAACGGAAAGCAGGGCUGGAUCCUCUGGUACCUCUGCGAAGCCUGGGCCUAUCUCUGAGCGGUGGGGAGCAGGAGGACGCAGUGAGAAUCCUGAUCGAGGAGCUGAGGGACCGAUUUCCCUACCUGAGCGAAAGCUACUUAAUCACCACUGAUGCCGCCGGCUCCAUCGCCACAGCUACACCGGAUGGUGGAAUUGUGCUUAUCUCUGGAACAGGCUCCAACUGCAGGCUCAUCAACCCUGAUGGCUCUGAGAGUGGCUGCGGCGGCUGGGGCCAUAUGAUGGGUGAUGAGGGUUCAGCCUACUGGAUCGCACACCAAGCAGUGAAAAUAGUGUUUGACUCCAUCGACAACCUAGAGGCGGCUCCUCAUGAUAUCGGCUAUGUCAAACAGGCCAUGUUCAACUAUUUCCAGGUGCCAGAUCGGCUAGGAGUACUCACCCACCUGUAUAGGGACUUUGAUAAAUGCAGAUUUGCUGGGUUUUGCCGGAAAAUUGCAGAAGGUGCUCAGCAGGGAGACCCCCUUUCCCGCUAUAUCUUCAGGAAGGCUGGGGAGAUGCUGGGCAGACACGUCGUAGCAGUGUUGCCUGAGAUUGACCCGGUCUUGUUCCAGGGCGAGAUUGGCCUCCCCAUCCUGUGUGUGGGCUCUGUGUGGAAGAGUUGGGAACUGCUGAAGGAAGGUUUUCUUUCGGCGCUGACCCAGGGCAGAGAGAUCCAGGCUCAGAACUAUUUUUCCAGCUUUACCCUGAUGAAGCUGAAGUACUCCUCCGCUCUGGGUGGGGCCAGCCUAGGGGCCAGGCACGUCGGGCACCACCUCCCCAUGGACUAUAGCGUCAAUGCCAUUGCCUUCUAUUCCUACACCUUUUCCUAGGGGCCUGGUCCCAGCUCCACCCACUCCAAGCUCAGUAGAUACUGGGUUUGGAAGGAAGGAGUCUUUUGCUUCCUUUUUCCUUUUUACAAAAACACACAUGGAAGAAAAUAAAAGCACUUUAUCCACUCCCCAA